CUCGAACUACUUGCUCAAUAAUUCUGUCCAGUCGCUUUCGGCCCGACAUGUUCCAGAAUAGGGUGCAGGGGGGGAAAUUAUUGGAUGGGGUAGAUCGAGUUUAAUAAACUCGAACUAGUGUAGAUCGAGUGUUUUAGACUCGAACCACUGCAUCAGUUUACGAUGAUAAAAAGCCCUCACUUAGCACAUUCUGGCAGCUCUUUUACUUUCUAUCUUCUUUCUUCCAAACACAAACUGCAGCAGCUGGAGCACCAUAGCUCACCAAAGAAGAAAAUUUUUGGAGAAAUGGGUAGAAAGUUUCGAAAA
Linum tenue is the source of this 306-nucleotide messenger RNA. Lineage: Eukaryota; Viridiplantae; Streptophyta; Magnoliopsida; Malpighiales; Linaceae. The record is from the annotation of a GenBank genome assembly.